GUCGCCAUCUCCCCUAAGGUUUAGGAAGCAAAAUAGGCACACAGUUGCUUGGAUGCAUCACUGGGUUGUAACAAGCAAGCCCAGUUAAAGGAAUGUCAUGAUGAUUCCGCUGCUGUUCCUUCUGCUGUUUCUCAGGCCCUUUUGUUCCUCUGCACCACGACUUUCAGAGAGGGAUGACUGCCUGUUGGAAAAUAGCAAGUUGAGACAGAAAUUGAAAACUCUCCAAGAUUUAUCCCAGUUAUAUGAAUUCCAGCUGAAGGACCUAAUGGGGAACAAUUAUCACAGACAAAGGAGCAAGGUCAUCUCUGCCAAGGGGCCAGUGCACCAGGAGCAGCCUUGGCCCACAACUAGUGGGAAUCUCUUGGUUUAUGAUCAAGAUUGUGCAAUGUUGUUCAAUCGGGGGCAAACUGCAAAUGGAUACUACAGAAUUAGACCUAGAAUGGACAAAGAACCAUUUCUUGUGUACUGUGACAUGUCAGAUGGUGGAGGAUGGACGGUGAUUCAACGGCGAAGCAAUGGCAAAGAGAAUUUCUACAGACAAUGGACUGAUUACAAAGAAGGGUUUGGACAGUUCCAGGGCAAAAAUGAUGAAUACUGGCUGGGUAAUGAUAAGAUUUAUGAUCUGCUACUUAGAGAAGAAAACUCCCUGAAGAUUGACCUGAGAGAUUGGCUUGGGGAGGAACGAUACGCAAUUUAUGAUGAUUUCCAGCUCAAGAAUGAGACGAACCAUUACAGGAUAUACUUUGGCACUUUUUCUGGGAAUGCUGGGGAUGCUUUGUCUGGAGGGAGCAACUUUGAGGACCAAUGGUCUACAUCGCUCAGUGGGAUGCCAUUCUCCACUCCUGACAGAGACAAUGAUCGGUUCCUAACAGGCAGCUGUGCAGAAGAGAACAAAUGUGGCUGGUGGUUUAACAGAUGCCAUGCAGCAAAUCUCAAUGGACUGUAUCACAAGAAGGGGAAAUACACGGGGACCUUUGACAAUGGAGUAGUUUGGUUCACGUGGCGAGGACUGUGGUAUUCCCUGAAAUACACAGCCAUGAAGAUCAGACCCCUGUCAUUUCUGGGUGGACAGAGUGGAGAUGGUGAAACAAGUUAAGAUGCUUCAACUGUGAGAAGAGAACAUGUCAUGCAAAAAGGGAUUUGAGGGAUUAGAUGCUGUUUAGGUCAAGACUCAUUGGUUACAUACUGUAACAUGACUUGAACAUGUUCUGAACCUGUUUCUAGGGUCAUUUGUUCCAAUUGUGCAUUAAAUUACAUUUUCCAUCAUACAUUCCCCUUUGGAUCUGCCAUAAUUAUUUGGCACCUCAACCUGCCCAGGCCAAGUGAACACAUUUGCCUUUAGAGAACAGAGUAGCAGCAAUGGCUUUCUUAGAUCACAGGGAAGUGGAUCCUCAGGGCAACAUGACCCGCAAAGGACUUCUCAGUCAACGCAGAGGGGAUAACCCAAAUGUGUGGUUUUCCUCCUGUUUAAACAACAAAUGCAUGCACAUUGUAAAUAUGAAACAGAGGAAGCUUCUAUAAAACUUUAAUUUCUAAGUUCCUUCUAGCCUUCAAAGUCGGCCCUUUAAUUCAAAACAUCUCUGAAAUUCCCAGUUGCAGUAAAGAACUACUUUGUCUCUUGCGAAAAGAGAAAAAAACAAAGCAUAAGCACAUAAAUGUUGUAUAAUUGGCAGGGAGCAGCCCUAUGAAUUGAAUCACUGAAAACUUGAUAUAGUGAGAGGGGAGAACCCCAACCAAACUGUUUCCAGUGGAGAGGGGAAGCUGCAUUUGGCAUGCACUGGCCACAAACCUCACCCCUUCCAGCUACCGGAUGUACAUACUGAUUCAUUCACAUGGUAUUUGAGUCCUUUUAAUUUGUUUUUUGACUAUGUUGGCUAUGGGAGAAGCCAGGAAUCUUGACUGAUGCCUAACGUAGCAGAAGACUUGCUAUGCAUUUUCACAAACGUUUUUUUGAAUUUGUAUUUUGUGCAUAUGAGAACAUGUGAAGGGCAAUUCUUAAAUCAGAAUCUGAGAAAACCAGAAGCAAAUGUAGGGAUCAAUAAAGCCCAAAGGCUAGAUGUCAUUUCAUCCCUCUACUAAAGAAGGAUGAACAGUGAUACUAAUUACCAACACUGUAUAUGUGAAAAUAAUCAAGUACAUUGUCAUAAUGCAACCUGAAUGAAAUCUAGUGAACAGCAGCAAUUGUGAAAAUAACUCAUUAUCUCUUACACCUCCUAGAGUUAGGUACAUAAAUGUAAAACUUUAUUUUUUUAUCACUGCCUAAAAUUUAUAUGUUAUAAAGUACUUUUUGUGGUUUCAGGGUGUAUUUUUACUUAUACUUUCAGAAGGAAAACAAAUGUAGAACAAGCCACAGAUCAGUCAUGGGAGAAAGAAUUGCCAAACAUAAACUAUGCCAAGUAAAUUUUGAACUGCUGCUGUAUUAGUAGCAGCAGCAGUCUGGGUUAUGGUGGGAAAAGGUUGCUUCUGUGUAGUUCAGAGUGAGGACUAUAUAGCCCUCCAACAGUUGCUGGACUGAAGUUAUAAUCAAGAGUAGCAAUGAAGGGAGCUGCAGUCCUAUACGAUUUAGAGGGCCAUCCACUCUUUAUCCUUGUGAUGGAUGGAAUCCCCCUUUUUUGCUAUAUAUGGAGCACUUUUGUCCCCCCAGAUGUUUUGGCCUAUAGUUCCCAUCCGCCUGACCCAACAUCAUCCAUGGAAAAGGGACUCCAGAAGUAGUGGCACUAAUUUAGGAAGAGCUUAUGUCUCUUACGUCAGAGAAUCAUUUGGUUUUCCAAAAGUGAUUUUGUGUCCGUUUGCAGAUGCGUGCCCUUUAGGGAGGACUGGGCCUCUUUCCCCUCUAAGGAAACGAAGACUGGCUCCAGGCAUUGCAUU
This is a messenger RNA of Pogona vitticeps (central bearded dragon), 2868 nucleotides long. Its product is annotated as fibrinogen-like protein 1. The record is from RefSeq and is a predicted model, not a curated record. Lineage: Eukaryota; Metazoa; Chordata; Lepidosauria; Squamata; Agamidae. Gene Ontology annotation, biological process: fibrinolysis; blood coagulation, common pathway; positive regulation of heterotypic cell-cell adhesion. Gene Ontology annotation, molecular function: extracellular matrix structural constituent; protein-macromolecule adaptor activity. Gene Ontology annotation, cellular component: fibrinogen complex.